Solenopsis invicta (red fire ant) is the source of this 711-nucleotide messenger RNA. RefSeq lists its product as uncharacterized. The record is from RefSeq and is a predicted model, not a curated record. Lineage: Eukaryota; Metazoa; Arthropoda; Insecta; Hymenoptera; Formicidae. The coding region runs from base 1 to 711 and encodes 236 amino acids. The transcript is spliced from 3 exons.
AUGAACCGCAGCCAUAGACACACCUCGGCAUGGCUCGCUCAACGUGGCUCAACAGGAACAGGAAGUAGCUGCUCAAUCGCCGGUCGCUGGUCGGCCACAGAUUGUUCACGUGACGCUGUUGGAGUCAAAUCACUGCAAUAUGCAGAUGAUUUGGUAAUCUAUACUUCUAUCAAGAACGUUGUUUCUGUAAGUGAUAUGCUACAACAGGCUAUCAACAAUGUAUGUCUUUUCUUAAAAAACAAGGGCCUGGAGUUGUCCCCUACUAAAUCUAAUCUUCUCAUAUUCUCCAAAAAUAAAAUAGUGCAGGAUUCUAACGUCUCUUUUAAAAUACAAAAUUCAGAAAUUUUAAGAGUUAAAUACGCCAAAUUCUUAGGCUUCUGGCUAGAUGAAGAGCUUACUGGCAAAGUACAUUAUCAAUUUUUAGUUAGCAAAUGUCGCAAGCUAGUGGACAUUAUUUCAGCCUUGGCUGGACUUUGGUGGGGAUCACAUUCUCAGCUUCUAAUAAACAUUUAUCGAGCCAUAAUCCGAAGCGUGCUGGAGUACGGAUAUUUGUCGUUUGCAUACAAAGCUAUUAGAGUUGCACUAGGCUACAGGGGCUCCACACCAAUUAACGUCGUGUUAAGUGAAGCCAGGGAACCAACUUUGGUCGCUAGAUUCAACUUUCUAACCAUCAAGUUCAUCAACAGCCUGCAAGAGACUGCAAUCCAAUAA